Molecule: messenger RNA, 1812 nt
Organism: Aedes albopictus (Asian tiger mosquito)
Lineage: Eukaryota; Metazoa; Arthropoda; Insecta; Diptera; Culicidae
Product: protein croquemort
Exons: 5
Coding region: 307-1773 (488 amino acids)
Cellular component (GO): membrane; cytoplasm
Molecular function (GO): scavenger receptor activity
Source: RefSeq, a predicted model, not a curated record
GAAGUGAUCAUUGUGAUUUUUCAAGCGCGAUUCUUGAUUCGACAAACCCACCAUCGAAAAAUAAAUCAUACAUGAGUUGACUCAUGAUUUUAUUGAUUGCCUUGUUUCUGGAGUCAACCAAUCUUCAGUCUUUUGCAUAAGUAUGUUUCGACCAUCCGAAAACAAUAUUUACGCCAGAAUUAUGGAAAACGAGAUAUUGCUGGACAGACUGGAAACGUGCACUUCACAUACCAACUUAACACAGACUUUUGAGCAGGUGGCGAAAACCAUAUAUCAAGUAGGUAGGUGCUAGACUACGAUUCCACAAUGUGCAGCAAAUGUUCGAACAAAGCCAAACGAUGGUGGUCGUUGGGUAUCUCGGUUGGAAUCUGUGUGAUAGCGAUUGCACUCGGCGUGUCGUGGCCCUUCAUAAUCGAGAAAGAGGUUGAAAAACAGUUUGUCUUUACGCCUGGAACACAGCUGUACGACAACUGGCUGAAUCCACCGAUCGAUACCCUUCUGGAGCUGUACCUAUGGAACUGGACCAAUACGGAGGACUAUCGCAGCGACAACUACAAACCUCAUUUGGAGCAGUUGGGACCGUACACGUUCCGGGAGAAGAAGGAACGCGUUGAUCUGAAAUGGGAUGACGAUGAGGAUACACUCACCUUCUACCAGAGGCGCACAUGGCACUUCGAACCGGAAAUGUCCAAGGGAGACUUGGAGAACGAUAUGGUUGUGACUAUCAAUCCCAUUUUACUGACCAUAGGUUUCAUGAUCCAGGAUAGCCCAUACCAAGAUUUCAUAGACAGCAUACUCAACCUCAAUCCGCAAUUCGUAGACAACCCAUUCUACAACGUUAGAGUCAAAGAUAUUCUAUUCGACGGCUAUGAUGAUGUGCUUCUUGCUAAUUUAAUAAAGCUUUUAGAAGAGAAUGAGGGUUUAGCGGGCUUGUUCGAAUUGCCACCGUUUGACAAGUUUGGAUGGUUCUACGGUAGAAACGAAAGCGAAACCUACGACGGAAACUUUACCAUUGCUAGAGGCACGUCUAACUUUCAGGAUUUGGGAAUCCUAAAGCUUUGGAACGCGGUCAACCAAACUGAGUUCUACCGAGAUGAAUGCGGAGCGGUGCACGGAACAACCGGAGAGCUGUGGCCACCGUUCCAAGACCGCAUGCUUUCAAACGUUACGGUUUUUUCGUCGGACAUCUGCAGUGCGAUGACGCUGGAGUAUGACGGCGGUUCUAGGGUACAUGGUAUAGCUGGCCUCAAGUGGAAGGGCAAUGAACGGGUUUUUAAUAAUGGUAAUAACUACACUGAGACUGAGUGCCAGUGCACAGCUCCAAAAGAGCAGUGCCCGGUUUUGAAAGCCGGCGCUAUGGACGUAUCACGCUGUAAAAUGGGAGCUCCGGCGACCGUUUCAUAUCCACAUUUCUACUUGGCCGAUGAGUCAUAUCUUGCCGAAGUAGAGGGUUUGGAACCAGAAGAAGAAGAACACAAGUUUAUUAUGGUACUGGAACCACAUACCGGAAUUCCUCUUCAAGUGAAGGCUCAGCUGCAGGUUAACCUUGAUGUGAAGGAAUACGGACUAACCUUGCUGAAAGACAUACCGGAAGUUAUGCUUCCCGUUCUUUGGUUUCGACAAACAGCACAACUAAAUGAAGAACUCGCCAGCGAUUUGAAGUUGUUACUAAUUCUACCAAACAUUGGAAUCUACGUAGCUGUAGGCAUCGGGAUACUUGGCAUUGCUUGUUUGGCGAUGUAUUCGUAUUACUCUCUAAAGGUCUGGAAAUAGAUGCUUCCCGUGUUCGUAAAUAAAGAACCAAACAUUUUU